Racocetra persica is the source of this 279-nucleotide messenger RNA. Lineage: Eukaryota; Fungi; Glomeromycota; Glomeromycetes; Diversisporales; Gigasporaceae. The record is from the annotation of a GenBank genome assembly.
UUUCGUGGGUUACGAGGACAACUUAAAACUGUGACCAGAUUUAUGAUUAGUGCAAAAGCCCGUAAUUUGGCUAAAAAACAAGAAUAUUGUACUCUGUAUCCUGAUGUUCUUGAAUGUCAAUUUACACAAAAGUGGAAAGUUCCAGAUGUAAAAGGCAUACGAAUUGGCAUUGAAGAGGAAGAAGAAAAUAGUGAAUCAUUUCUGGAAGAUAUUGAAAGUGAUCCAGAGAAUGAAUAUUAUGAAAAUGAAGAGGGAAAUUAUAUUAAUAUUUGGGACUAG